Messenger RNA from Thrips palmi, 654 nucleotides. It is a transcript of the gene mRpS17, whose product is annotated as 28S ribosomal protein S17, mitochondrial. Gene Ontology annotation, cellular component: mitochondrial small ribosomal subunit. The transcript has 3 exons. The record is from RefSeq and is a predicted model, not a curated record. Lineage: Eukaryota; Metazoa; Arthropoda; Insecta; Thysanoptera; Thripidae. Gene Ontology annotation, biological process: mitochondrial translation. Gene Ontology annotation, molecular function: structural constituent of ribosome. Bases 61 to 546 code for a protein of 161 amino acids.
UCUAUUCACAACACACUAGCAGCCGACACUGCGCUGCGUGUAGUGUAGGUUAUACGGAAAAUGGCAGCAAAAGCAGUUGUAUCUAGAGGAGCUUCUCUACUUCUCGGGACAUGUGUACCAUGUGUCAAAACUAAUGCAUCCAAAUUCAAAGUUAGGAGACUUGUUCUAGACACGUAUUUACACAUGUAUUUCCCAGAGUACGAGUACAUAUACGCUCAUGAUCCACAAAAAAUUUGCAAAACAGGAGAUUCAGUUCUCCUUAAAAAGUUACCAGAAAAGUUGACCACUCUAAUCACUCACGAGGUUGACAGAGUAGUUUAUCCCCUUGGAGAUGUUACAGACCCAGUUACUGGCAAAAAAGUUACAUUUAAUCAUUAUCGGGAAAGUCAAGAUGCUGAAACAGAACUUUAUGGUCCUCUACCAACCCGCUUCCAGUAUGAUAAGGCUCCUCCUAGGGGAUGGCAGGAAGAUAAAAAGGAUUUGACGCAUCGGGAAACAUACAUUAAGUAUAACGAUGAUGGCAAGGAUCAGAAGUAUGCCAUUUAGGUUACUACUAGUUCAAACCUUUUGUCCUGAUAAAAUAUUUUGUUUAGAUCUAGAUGUUUGUGUUAAAACUGAAAACUGGUGGAUUAUUAAAAAAAGGAUGUAAAAUGA